This is a messenger RNA of Galdieria sulphuraria, 1475 nucleotides long. RefSeq lists its product as uncharacterized. The coding region runs from base 83 to 1288 and encodes 401 amino acids. The transcript has 5 exons. NCBI's taxonomy places the organism in Eukaryota, Rhodophyta, Bangiophyceae, Galdieriales, Galdieriaceae. The record is from RefSeq and is a predicted model, not a curated record.
GCAUCAAACUAUUUGGUCUAGUCCUUUUUUUCUUGGAGAUAUAGAGUACAGCGGUUCAUUUACUUUCAAAGACUUUCUCAUCAUGAUACGCCUUGUUUGUCGCUUUCUAGUUGCUUUUUUGUUUAUCAAUCACUGCUUGGCAUAUACACAAGUAGAUGAUGUAUCCUAUGCAAAUAAUUACGUUUCCCGACUUGCCAAUUUUACAAGCAACUUCACCGUGAUAGGAACAUCUUUGGGUCAACCUUGGAUAUGUGGAUACUCUACCAACACUACCUUAUUAGGCAAGUGGAGUGGAGUAAAGAAUUGGACAUGGUCCUCUGAGGCUAAAAGCAACGGUGUUUCAAACAUUGCGGGGGCAACCGCCUUUAAUGCUCUAAAGAACAAAACAGUUUGUGUCCAAGGCGAUGGCAAUAGUCGACAGUUCUAUCAUGCUUUGGUCGAAAUUCUCUCCAACCACUCAAGUGCCAUUCCAGUGAACAAAAAUGGCAAUGAUUUUUGCAAUGCACCUUUUGCACAGUGUCCUCAAGAUACUUAUUACUUUGAUCUUGUAGACAAGUCGGACAAUCUGUCUGUCAAAUUAUAUUGGCGAUGGGCUCCAGAAUUUUCUGAUAUAGAAUGUCCCAUGAAAGUUCCUUCAGGUUUUACUCCUGGUUCCAAUUAUAGUUUUCCUAGUGGUCCUGAUACUUUAUCUUGUGAUAUCAAUAUCAUGGAUGCUGGACAAUGGGAAUUGUUUGAAAAGGAUGCCAAUGUUACGACUGCAGGUUAUUCUCAAGGCGUUAGCAACUUGAGCAAAUGCUUCUCUUCUGACAAGAGUGCCAAAUACUUUUGGAUAGCUGCAUAUGCAUUGACUCCUGAACAACUUCAGAUUCAUUUGCCUUAUAACAACACAGAUGUUGAACGUAUCAAUGAAGUGGCUACUCAAGGAUUGAACAGUACUGCUUGUGUAUUGAAUGGAUAUGACGUAACAGUAAAUGCCUUUAAUGACACGAAAGAAGCGACAACCGAUGGUAUCCAUUAUUUUGGAUGGAUCAACGAACAAGUAGUACAACUAUUUUUUAAUGCAGUAACGAAUAGUUCUGCUCCGACCGUUCCUUCGAGCAAUGUUUCUGUCACAUCACCCAACGUACAACUUGGACAAGUUCCAAACUUGAAUCCGUCCACAACAAACUCCUUUUUGCCUGUACAAACUAUUGUAACUGUUCCAUCAUCUUCAGCUACUAGUGCAUCAUCUGGUUUGAACUUUGGUGGUUCUUCUCAAGGUGGUGGUUCUGGAAUUCCACAGUUGUAAGGCGUGCUUGAUCGUCUUUGCCAGAUAUGAGAGAAACAACAGCAACUUGUGUCGACUCGUAGAAAAAUUGUUUCCAAGCAAACAAAACAAAAUCAUGUUGCAUGUUCUCAAUGGAGAACGACAAGAUUGCAUGUUUUAAAGGAAAUAAAGUUUAUUUGGUGUUGCAUCAUUUUUUUCUAAGAGUGAA